AUGGGGUCGGGCAGCCCUCAUCACCUUCUCUGCACCCUCUGCAUCCUCUCGGCGCUGGCCGGGCGCCUGCCCCCUGCCACGGCCCAGUGGUUUAACCUGGGCAUGGAGGACACCACACCAGACCCAGGCACCAGCCCCACGGCCCCCGGGGUGCCCACCCUGGACUACGAGGAAGAUGGAGAUACUGGUGGCAUGGAGGCCCCCAGGAAAGUGCUGCUGAGCAAACCCCCACUGGCAGCAGCCCCCAGACGCCGGGAGCCCCUCACCAGGGUGGCAGCGAAGGGCCCAGGCCCUGCCCCAUCACGCACACGAGUCCAGCCACACCGACCCACGGCUGCCCCGAGGAUCUUCGAGGGGAGUGCGGAUGAAGAGGAGUUCCUGCAGAUCAAGACGACAGAGAAGGGGCUGCCCCAACACGUGCCCCCAGAGACAGACCCGGCGCUUCAGAUGUACAACGGCUCCAGCUGCGUCUGCCCCGUGCGCCCUGGACCCCCCGGCCCUCCCGGCCCUAAGGGAGAGAAAGGUGACCAAGGGUCCCCAGGAGAGAAAGGCCAGCCCGGAUUCUCUGGAGAGAGAGGGAAGACUGGCAACCCAGGACAGCCAGGACACCAAGGUCCCCGGGGUCCCCCAGGUCCUCCAGGACCACCAGGGCCCCCAGGACCACCUGGCACCUUGGGAGCCAGGAGCCCACACAUGCCUGCUUCCCUCCCCAGGGGACUGGAGAAUGAGUUGGGAGCAUCCAGCCCUGCAGGGAACCAAGGACCCCCAGGGCCCCCUGGCCUGCCUGGACCCCCUGGACCCCCUGGAUACCCAGGCCAUGAAGGGCCUUCGGGGGUCCCUGGGCGGGAGGGGCAGCCAGGACCCCCUGGCCCACCGGGGGCUGUGGGACCACCUGGUUUCCCUGGGGCUGAAGGCCCUCCAGGGUCUCCAGGGCUCCCAGGCCCACCAGGACCCCCUGGGGUGCCCGGCCAUGAAGGACCCCCUGGUCCUGCAGGACCUGUGUCACUCCCUGGCAAACCAGGUCUCCAAGGGGAGCCAGGUUUCCCUGGACUAAAGGGUGAGAAGGGUGAACAUGGACUGCCAGGCAUGCCAGGGAGCCCUGGCCGUGCUGGAGAGAUGGGAUCCCCUGGCAUGCCCGGUCCCAUGGGACCACCAGGGCCACCAGGGGACUACAGGUGUGACUCGCGCCACGCAGGGCACCGCGGAUCGGCCGGGCCACCGGGCCCCAAGGGGUGCUGCUACGGGGAACACGGAUGCAAACCAGGCCACCUCCCUUUCCCUGGCACCAGCAGCCAGUCUGGCUCCUGGGUGCCCAUCAGUGGGUACCAAACAGAUGGCAAAGAGGAGCCUGACAUUUAUGGAGCAAUCAUCCCCCAUGGUCUCCAAGGUCCCCCUGGGAAGCCCGGCCCCCCUGGGCCCCCUGGCCCCCCCGGAGCACCAGGUUUCCUCUACUUCAAUAGGGUUCACCCGCUCCGUGCCCAGCCCUGCAAGCAGCCGGCAGCCUCUGAGGCAGGAUGGGCAGCAGAUGCGGACAUCCCUCGGAUGGAGCCGCCAGACUCCCACACGGAUCCUCAGCGCCAGACCUGGAUGUUCAGGUCCAAGGAGAUGAUGCUGAAGUCGGGCAGCUCAGUGCCUGAGGGGAGCCUGGUCUACGUGCGGGAGGGGAGCAGCGCCUUCCUCCGGACCCCCACCGGCUGGAGCCGCCUCCUGCUGGAGGAUUCCGAGUCGCUCUUCGCUGGUGACGACCCCUCUGCCUCCACCUCACGGUACCAGGAGGUGAAGCAGGUGCAGACCAGAGGUCCCAUCACCAGAACACCCGCACUGGCCCCGAUGGACUCACUGGUCCAGAAGGAGAAGGGACAAGGGCUGCCCCAGAUCCUGCCAACCACCAUUGCCCCACGGAUCCCAUCUCUCCGCCUGGUAGCCCUGAACGUGCCCCUCACCGGUGACAUGAGCGGGAUCCGGGGUGCCGACCUGCAGUGCUACCGGCAGUCCCAAGAGGCCCAGCUCUAUGGCACUUUCCGGGCAUUCCUGUCAGCCUCCACCCAGGACCUGGUCUCCAUCGUCAAGAGGACAGACAGAACCCUCCCCAUCGUCAACCUGAAGGCAGCCCACUGA
Messenger RNA from Apus apus (common swift), 2118 nucleotides. RefSeq names its product collagen alpha-1(I) chain-like. The transcript has 21 exons. The record is from RefSeq and is a predicted model, not a curated record. NCBI's taxonomy places the organism in Eukaryota, Metazoa, Chordata, Aves, Apodiformes, Apodidae. Bases 1 to 2118 code for a protein of 705 amino acids.